AUGAAGACCUCCGCCGUCCUUGCUGGCACCAUGGCUGGCGCCGCCAUGGGCGCCAUUGCCCCCAAGAACGUCAUCUUCGUGGUCCCUGAUGGCCUGGCGCCUGCCUCGUCCACCAUUGCCCGUACCUACCUGGCCAUGGCCGAGGGCGAUGCCACGCCCAGCAACCCUGGUGCCAUGCCCAUGCUUCCCGUGGACGCUCUGGCCAUUGGCAACACCUUCACCCACUCCGCCAACAACCUGGUGACCGACUCUGCUGCCGCUGGCACUGCUCUGGCCACCGGCCACAAGACUGGCAACGGUAUCUUGGGCCUUCUCCUUGAUGGAAAACCUGUUGGCAGCAUCCUCGAGUCGGCCAAGCUCCACGGCUGGAAGACUGGUCUGGUCGUCACCUCGUCCAUCUCCCACGCGACCCCCGCCGCCUUCUCGUCGCACGUCCAGGACCGCAACAACUUCAACAGCAUUGCCGAGCAGCAGAUUGGUUUCAGCCACCCUCUCAACCAGAGCGUCGAUAUCAUGUUUGGUGGCGUUGCCCAGAACCGCUCCCAAUUUGACGACAUUGAGCUUGGCAAGGGUGAGAUCCGUCUGCCCAUCCUCGGUCUCUUCAACGACGCCGAUCUCCACUACGAGGCCGAUCGUAAGGAGCAGGAUGAGGAUGUGCGUGAGCCCUCUCUGUCUGAGAUGACGGGGACCGCCCUCAACGCUCUCCACCGCGCUACCCACUGCAAGGACAAGGGCUACUUCAUGAUGAUCGAGGCCUCGCGCAUCGACCACGCCAGCCAUGCCCACGACGCCAACGCCCACCUGUGGGAUGUGCUCGAGUACAACAAGGUCAUUGAGACUGUCACCCAUUGGAUUGACGAGCACCCCGACACCGCCAUGGUCUCAGUCGCCGACCACGAGACGGGCGGCAUCACCCUGCCCGGUGGCUGGGACCCCCGUGAGCUCAUCGGCUCCAGGCACAGCGCUGAGUUCCUCGCAGAGCAGUACGCUGUCUACGGAGGCGACGACAAGCACGCCUUUCUCCGCGACGAGAUUCUGGCCUCGUACGGUCUGGGUGACAUCUCUGACAGCGACUUGACCAAGCUCAAGUCGGGCGACGUCGGCGCCAACUUGGCCGAGUUCCUCUCUGCCCGUGCCGGCAUCAAGUGGUCCACCGGCGGCCACACUGGUGUGGACACCACCCUAUACGCCUACGCUGCGGGCGAGAUGGGCGAGCAGCUCAAGAUUGACCUCGCUGGUGCCCACGACAACACGGAUAUCCCCAAGUACCUCGAGGAGGCCAUGGGCUUGGACCUCGAUGAGGUGACCGAGCUCCUCCGCGAGAACUGGUAG
This is a messenger RNA of Emericellopsis atlantica, 1332 nucleotides long. Its product is annotated as repressible alkaline phosphatase. Gene Ontology annotation, molecular function: alkaline phosphatase activity. Gene Ontology annotation, biological process: dephosphorylation. Gene Ontology annotation, cellular component: fungal-type vacuole membrane. The transcript is spliced from 3 exons. Bases 1 to 1332 code for a protein of 443 amino acids. Lineage: Eukaryota; Fungi; Ascomycota; Sordariomycetes; Hypocreales; Bionectriaceae. The record is from RefSeq and is a predicted model, not a curated record.